Ricinus communis (castor bean) is the source of this 994-nucleotide messenger RNA. Its product is annotated as tabersonine 16-O-methyltransferase-like. NCBI's taxonomy places the organism in Eukaryota, Viridiplantae, Streptophyta, Magnoliopsida, Malpighiales, Euphorbiaceae. Gene Ontology annotation, molecular function: O-methyltransferase activity; S-adenosylmethionine-dependent methyltransferase activity. The transcript has 4 exons. The record is from RefSeq and is a predicted model, not a curated record. The coding region runs from base 1 to 795 and encodes 264 amino acids. Gene Ontology annotation, biological process: methylation.
AUGUACUCUCGUACCUUAGAGUGCUGCCAUCCUAGAAGCCUAUCAGAAGCCGCUCAUUGUCCAUGCAUCCUACUCUUGCCCCAGUGUCCACUUUCCGCUCUCAUCGAACCGUUCUCUAAAUUAGCAGCCCACAUGUGGGUUCUACAUGAUUGGAACGAUGAUGAAUGCAUCCAAAUCCUGAAGAAAUGCAAGGAAGCUGUUCCAGAAGAUAAUGGGAAGGUGAUAAUCGUUGAAGCUGUGAUUGGUGAAGCGAAGGACGACAAGUUUGAGUAUGUUAGGCUGAUGCUAGAUAUAGUGAUAAUGGCUCACACUAAUACAGGUAAAGAGACGACCUCAAAGGAAUGGGAAUCUGUUAUUCAGAAGGCUGGCUUUCGCUCUCACACUAUCAAACCCAUUGGUGCUGUGCAAUCUAUUAUUGAAGCCAUAUAUGCGGUGGGAUUUGCUGCUAAUAAAGAUGCUAUCCAGAAGAGUAAUUACAUGUCUUCUUACAAUUAUUUGUGGAUUCUACAUGAUUGGAACGAUGAUGAAUGCAUCCAAAUCCUGAAGAAAUGCAAGGAAGCUGUUCCAAAAGAUAAUGGAAAGGUGAUAAUCGUUGAAGCUGUGAUUGGUGAAGUGAAGGACGACAAGCUUGAGUAUGUUAGGCUGAUGCUAGAUAUGGUGAUGAUGGCUCACACUAAUACAGGUAAAGAGAGGACCUCAAAGGAAUGGGAAUCUGUUAUUCAGAAGGCUGGCUUUCGCUCUCACACUAUCAAACCCAUUGGUGCUGUGCAGUCUAUUAUUGAAGCCUUCCCUUGAUGUUUAACGCAAGUGUGGGCUUGCUUAAAAAUUUCCUUUUAUCAUUGAAACCAAUAAUGGCAUGUGCCAAUUAAUUAUUAAAUCUUUCUUUUUCUUUUUUCUUUCUUAUGUUUGUUUGCCUGUUGUGAGUUGGAUGUAUUGCACCCAAGAUAUAUGCGGUGGGAUUUGCUGCUAGUAAAGAUGCUAUCCAGAAGAGUAA